Catharus ustulatus (Swainson's thrush) is the source of this 3142-nucleotide messenger RNA. It is a transcript of the gene NFS1, whose product is annotated as NFS1 cysteine desulfurase. NCBI's taxonomy places the organism in Eukaryota, Metazoa, Chordata, Aves, Passeriformes, Turdidae. Gene Ontology annotation, cellular component: mitochondrion; nucleus; cytosol. Gene Ontology annotation, biological process: [2Fe-2S] cluster assembly. Bases 25 to 1392 code for a protein of 455 amino acids. The transcript is spliced from 13 exons. The record is from RefSeq and is a predicted model, not a curated record. Gene Ontology annotation, molecular function: pyridoxal phosphate binding; cysteine desulfurase activity.
GCCGCGCUGUGCCCGGCGCGCGCCAUGCUGCUGUGGCGACGCUUGGCCGCCCUGAGAGGCCAGCGAGCCCCUCGGCGGCUCCGGGCGGGGGGACCAGGACCUGGACUGGGACUGGGAUCGGAAUCGGGACCGGGACCGGGACCGGGACCAGGACCAGAGCGAACCAGCGAUGGCGGCGGUGCUCCUCGGCCGCUUUACAUGGAUGUCCAGGCCACCACCCCGCUGGAUCCCAGAGUGCUGGACAGCAUGCUCCCAUACCUGACGGCCUACUAUGGCAACCCCCACUCCAGGACCCAUGCCUACGGCUGGGAGAGCGAGGCUGCCAUGGAGAAUGCGAGGCGGCAAGUUGCAAACUUAAUAGGAGCUGAUUCACGGGAAAUUAUAUUUACCAGUGGUGCAACAGAAUCUAAUAAUAUGGCAAUUAAGGGUGUUGCAAGGUUCUAUAAGUCCAGAAAAAAGCAUAUCAUUACUACACAAACAGAGCACAAAUGUGUGUUGGAUUCUUGUCGUUCCCUGGAAACAGAAGGUUUUCGCAUCACCUAUCUACCUGUUAAAAAAAAUGGGCUUAUAGAUCUGAAGGAGCUGGAGGCUGCAUUCCAGCCAGAUACAAGUUUGGUUUCUGUAAUGACUGUAAAUAAUGAAAUAGGAGUAAAGCAGCCAAUUCAUGACAUUGGUGAGAUCUGCCGUGCACAUAAGGUUUUCUUCCACACGGAUGCUGCACAAGCGAUUGGUAAAAUUCCUAUGGACGUCAACAACAUGAAAAUUGACCUAAUGAGCAUCAGUGGCCAUAAAAUUUAUGGGCCUAAAGGGGUUGGUGCUCUCUAUGUUCGCCGCCGACCACGCGUCAGGCUGGAACCCCUGCAGAGUGGGGGUGGCCAGGAGAGAGGAUUGCGGUCUGGGACUGUGCCCACACCUCUAGCAGUGGGACUGGGGGCAGCAUGUGAAGUGGCGCAGCAAGAGAUGGAGUAUGACCAUAAGCGAAUCUCCCAGCUGGCAGAACGACUGGUUACAAAAAUAAUGAGUGAAGUUCCUGAUGUGGUGAUGAAUGGAGAUCAAAAGGAUCGUUAUCCAGGAUGCAUCAAUUUAUCUUUUGCAUAUGUGGAAGGGGAGAGUCUUCUGAUGGCUCUGAAAGAUGUGGCUCUGUCUUCAGGAAGUGCUUGCACAUCAGCCUCUCUGGAGCCUUCCUAUGUUUUGCGGGCAAUCGGAACAGAUGAAGACUUGGCUCACUCAUCUAUAAGGUUUGGCAUUGGUCGUUUCACUACAGAAGAAGAAGUGGAUUAUACAGUGCAGAAAUGCAUACAGCACGUGAAGAGGCUGAGGGAAAUGAGCCCUCUCUGGGAAAUGGUGCAGGAUGGAAUUGACCUCAAAAGCAUUAAAUGGACUCAGCACUGAGAAAGCAUCGCUAUCCAUGGACUAGAUAUGGAUUAAAAUGCAUUUUUCUGUACAGUCUUAGGCAAAUUAUGCAGCGCUUCUGUUUUCUGACACUUGCAAUUUGACUGGAGAAUUACCCUUUCAGACCACAAAAUCUAAGAAGCCAAAAAUGAAACUAGUUUUUAUCAUGGAGAAAGGCAGGCUAAUCCGACACUCACUGUGUUUCUGUUGACACACAGAAAUUUAUGCUAAAACGUAAUUUAUUCAGAAAUGUGUUUUCUAAUGAGAAAAUGAAAUCAAAAUGAAAUGUUAUUCCCAGGCCACUGAAUUCUGGCAGGAGGUUGCUUCUCAAUGUAAAUCACCUCAAGUCACUAUUAUGUUUGCACCACAGACCUGCUGCCAAUUUGUUCUGUUUGAGGUGGGUGUCCUGCAACAUCAACUGCGUUUUGCCUCUCAAAUGCCUUGUACUGCAAGAAAUUCUCAGAUAGGAGAACACUUGGAUCUCUGGAGGAAAGGGAUGCCUCAGUGUGGCUAUAUGCCUUCAUAGAUAAGUUGUAUGUGCAGUUAACUUUUUUUUUUCCUGAAAUUGAGUAUUUUUGGCUCAUUUUCCUUUUUUUUGUGUGUGUGCAUCUUUUUGUGUGUGUGUGUGUGCAUUAAUCCAAAAGAUUCUUCUAUGUUCCAGAGUUUAUGAUACAAUCGUGAUGCACUUUGCUGUCCCCUCCAUUGGGUUAUUUCCAUGCAAUUGUUUCUCAGUGAGGAAAGAAAACUUGAAUGACUGGGGGAGCGGAUAGGCAGAAUAUGUCAGCUUUGGUGGCAGCACCAGUUAGGUGGGAUUACGAGUGGUAGAGGUGGUGGGGAGAGCAGACAUAGUACAAUGUAUUAAGGCAGUGUGGGGUUUGGGGUUUUUUUUCUUGUUUUGUUUUUUUUUUCUCCUCUUGUCAUGAGACUUUUGGUGUUACUUGGUUUGCCUAUGGAUCCUUGAUUUCUGUCACUGCAAGGAGUCUGCCCAGCUCAGCCUGUUUAUUUUGUCUGGAGAUAAGAACACCUGGCACUGAAAUUUUCUUUGUCUCAAGAAUGUACUGUCUGACUGGAGAUUCGCAUGGGAAUCUGUUCCCUGCACAUGCCAGGGGAAGUAUCUGUUAAAAAGGGUUUGAUGAGAUCAUUUCAUAUCAGUGUUUCUCCUUUCUUAUCUUCGGUGAUAUUUCCAGUAAGAAACCUUACCGUGUAUGGCAAAGUGCCUUUUAUUCAGUGCAUAAACAAAGAGCUCUCAAAUUAGUUGUGUUGAUUGAUGGAUGCUGUGUUAGCUGUUGAAUUUGGUAUACCCCAUAGACAAUAUGUUCACCUUCAGUUUGGGAUGGAACCUACCUCGAGGAUCAACCGUGUCGUGUAAAAGCUGAAGCUGAAUCUCACAAAGUGAAUUGUGUUACCGAAACUUGUGCAUUUUUUUUGUUACUAAAGACAGAUUUCAUUGUUUGUAAUGCAAAGCUAAUCCUUGGUUGUUCUAUUUGAAAUGACUAGCUUUAGCAGUUUUAAUAUUGUAGUGCUGCACCUUAUACUUCAUCACAAUAUUUUUUAAACUACCAUAUGCAUAAGUGCGUUUUAGCGGUGUUGUAUGUACUCUAUUUCGUCUUUGGGCCACGUAUAUUUUCUGGAUUAAGCAUGUGAUAACAUGCUUUCCUAGCAUGUUUUAGAAAUACAUGUUUAUGAAUUGUUCUUUGUGUUUUGAGAAUGAUAAAAAAUUACAGAUAAGAAUUAAACUUGGUUACUGUCA